GGGAGCUGGGAAGCCCGGCGCGCGUCGUUUGCUGGGGCUGUUUGUGCGUUGCUGCUGUGCUACCGCGUUGCGUUUUCUAGGCAUUUACUUACACGCUUUGUGGUUUACGCUCUCAUAACCUUGUGGUUUUAUAGUCCUUAAAUUAUUGUAGCGCACGUUACUUAAAUCCAGAAGCAGAUGUGUACCCCAGCAAGAGAUAAAAUGACGCUCAGAGUCAGUAGAUCCAGACCGUGCCUGAGAUCCUGAAUCCUGUUUCCUACCCACUAUUCAGCCAUUGGGUCACAAGCGAUGAAAAGAGCACCUUGAAGACAGAUUUCCCCACGCAGACGCUGUGUGUCACAGGGGGAAUGGGCAGCGUCACUUUUUACAUCCAGUCAUAUUGUAUGAAAUUGCAACAAAUUCAAAAAGAUGCCAUCGUGGGAGUGUGAAGACACUAUUGUAAUAGCAUGGCUAGGAAGGAAACACAGCUAAUUAUUAAGAUGAAUCAUUUAGCAAGGUCCUGACCAGCUCUAAAGAUGGGUCAGCUGCUGUAUUUCCAAGAACCCCAUGACUUCCAGGGCCCCUUGUUCCCAGGAAGGCCCCGCACCCCAGUCGUCCCGUGCAUAACCUCACGGGCCAGCACCUGGUAGCUGCUGGAAGGCUUCUGGGGGAUGCCUGGGCCCCUCCAGCCCUACCUCUAGUCCUGCCACUUUACAACUGAGCACCUCCCGCUGCUGCCUGCUGAACCCUUCAGAGUCCUUGCCACAGGCCCUAUUUACUUUUUCCUGAGAAGAUUUGUGGUCUGCAUUAUGUCUGGAGCCAGAAGUAAGCUUGCUCUUUUCCUCUGCGGCUGUUACGUGGUUGCCCUGGGAGCCCACACCGGGGAGGAGAGCGUGGCUGACCAUCACGAGGCUGAAUAUUAUGUGGCUGCCGUGUAUGAGCAUCCAUCCAUCCUGAGUCUGAACCCUCUGGCUCUCAUCAGCCGCCAAGAGGCCUUGGAGCUCAUGAACCAGAACCUUGACAUCUAUGAACAGCAAGUGAUGACUGCAGCCCAAAAGGAUGUACAGAUUAUAGUGUUUCCAGAAGAUGGCAUUCAUGGAUUCAACUUUACAAGAACAUCCAUUUAUCCAUUUUUGGACUUCAUGCCGUCUCCCCAGGUGGUCAGGUGGAACCCAUGCCUGGAGCCUCACCGCUUCAAUGACACAGAGGUGCUCCAGCGCCUGAGUUGUAUGGCCAUCAGGGGAGAUAUGUUCUUGGUGGCCAAUCUUGGGACAAAGGAGCCUUGUCAUAGCAGUGACCCAAGGUGCCCAAAAGAUGGGAGAUACCAGUUCAACACAAAUGUCGUGUUCAGCAAUAAUGGAACCCUUGUUGACCGCUACCGUAAACACAACCUCUACUUUGAGGCAGCAUUCGAUGUUCCUCUUAAAGUGGAUCUCAUCACCUUUGAUACCCCCUUUGCUGGCAGGUUUGGCAUCUUCACAUGCUUUGAUAUAUUGUUCUUUGACCCUGCCAUCAGAGUCCUCAGAGACUACAAGGUGAAGCAUGUUGUGUACCCAACUGCCUGGAUGAACCAGCUCCCACUCUUGGCAGCAAUUGAGAUUCAGAAAGCUUUUGCUGUUGCCUUUGGCAUCAACGUUCUGGCAGCUAAUGUCCACCACCCAGUUCUGGGGAUGACAGGAAGUGGCAUACACACCCCUCUGGAGUCCUUUUGGUACCAUGACAUGGAAAAUCCCAAAAGUCACCUUAUAAUUGCCCAGGUGGCCAAAAAUCCAGUGGGUCUCAUUGGUGCAGAGAAUGCAACAGGUGAAACGGACCCAUCCCAUAGUAAGUUUUUAAAAAUUUUGUCAGGCGAUCCGUACUGUGAGAAGGAUGCUCAGGAAGUCCACUGUGAUGAGGCCACCAAGUGGAACGUGAAUGCUCCUCCCACAUUUCACUCUGAGAUGAUGUAUGACAAUUUCACCCUGGUCCCUGUCUGGGGAAAGGAAGGCUAUCUCCACGUCUGUUCCAAUGGCCUCUGCUGUUAUUUACUUUACGAGAGGCCCACCUUAUCCAAAGAGCUGUAUGCCCUGGGGGUCUUUGAUGGGCUUCACACAGUACAUGGCACUUACUACAUCCAAGUGUGUGCCCUGGUCAGGUGUGGGGGUCUUGGCUUCGACACCUGUGGACAGGAAAUCACAGAGGCCACGGGGAUAUUUGAGUUUCACCUGUGGGGCAACUUCAGUACUUCCUAUAUCUUUCCUUUGUUUCUGACCUCAGGGAUGACCCUAGAAGUCCCUGACCAGCUUGGCUGGGAGAAUGACCACUAUUUCCUGAGGAAAAGUAGGCUGUCCUCUGGGCUGGUGACGGCGGCUCUCUAUGGGCGCUUGUAUGAGAGGGACUAGGAAAAGUGUGUGGUCUGUGGGGCGGACUCUGGCCAUCAUGUUGACAGCCUUGCACUUCCACAGGCUACAAGCCCUGGGACCAUCUUUCUGCCUUAAGGGCAGGAGCCCACUUCUGUGGCACCAGAUUCCACCCUGGGAACUGUGGAAAAAGUAGGAGAGGCAGAUUCCCUCAGUGUCUUCCUCUUAAACCUCAAUCAUCGAGACAUUAGGGGGUAUUUUCUGUUCACAUUUAUCUUUUUCAAGCCACAUCUUCCUCUAACAAAUCUCUCAGUAUGCGAUUGGUCUCAAGCUAAAACAAAAAUAAAUGUCAGUUUAUAUUUUACACAUCCACAAAGCAGUGGCUUGGGGUUUUUUUUUUUUUUUUUAUCUUGUUGAUCAAGUGACACCCAGGACAUGUAAAUAUUUCAUAAGCCUUAAACAUUUCCUGAGGUAAGAAACAAGCUCUCAAAGCAAAAGCUCAAUUAGAAAUGGCCCUUGUGGGGAACCUUCCCAUUCUGGUCGACCAGAACUCUAGCCAGAUGAAAUGGCAAUGCUAGCGCCACCAGCAACGUCAGAAACGUAGACCUUAAAGCGGCUUUUAAAAAUAGAAAAGAAGCGUUCCUCACAUCUGCCAGUAAUGGAAUUUUCUGUCAGUAAAUGGAAUGUGUAGGCAGGACCUGGAAUAACUGGAGAGAGUGCAACGCUUCGGGGUGAAGGGCGGGUGGGGACUGGAAAUGUUGAGACGGGGGCAGCCAUGGGAAGGUAUGAGUAAUAGAAUUCUUUCUGUACGACACAGCUCAUCCAGGGAUUCCAGGGACCUUAAUAAAUCACGGUAGCUUUGGGCAAGAGUUGGGCACGUUGCCCGACUGUGCAGGAUGGAUUGAUGCUGGUAUAAUUUGAUCUGGAGCCCUAUAGAGGAUCUCGUUGCUUUGCAGCGAUGCCUGGCACCCCAUAGAGAUAAGUUGCAGGGACUGCCGUGAAGGGCAUGAAGGGUGGCCCACUUUAGUCAUGCAUUUAUUCAAUCACCCAACAGGCACAGAGCAGGAGCUUCCCAUGUUAGGAAUUCCAGAUGCAAAAUUAUCAGACUCAAUAUGGUGAAGACAUUUUUAGGCCACUGAUUUCUGUGUAAUUUGUGUCCAAUAUUUCAAAGCCAUUUAAAAAAGGAUUUUGACUGCAUGCCUAGUAGCUGUUUCAGAUCAUUUUUUAAGUACAGAAUGGAUAAUUAGUCUUCAGUGAUUUGCCUCUUAAAUGUGGCCAUUUAGUUUGAACUCCUUUUUAGUUAUUUUAAACAGUAUAUGCUUAAACAUCACACGAUUUUAUAAAGCAAGAAAAAUGAAAUGAUCUCCCUAUUCCCCCACGGUGUAGGCCUCCAGAUCCUUUUCUGGCUUUUAGGCAGGACAAUUAACAAUGUGGAUUCUGCAGUCAGACUGAUGGGGUUUCCAUGCAUGGCCUCACCAUUAACUCCUCACUGGGGAGACCUUGGGCCUCGGUUUUUUAUUCAUAGAAUGCAUGUUGAAUAAACCAUGUGGGAAAAAGCAGAGCCAGCACCAGCCCCUGCUGACUCACUGAUCCCUCGGAAAGGUCUGGGAUGAGUCAAGUCUUCAGGGAAUAAGCAGCAAGGACUUGGAAUUCCUGAGCAAGCCUUGGGUUCCCCACGCCCUAGGAAGUCCCUCUGGAAGGGGAGCAGGACCUCUCCCACCAGAUGACGGAGUUCGCUUUCUCGCCCAGCGCAGCUCCCACCAGGCGUGAGCUGGCAGUCCAGAAGCGGCCCCAGAUGUGGCUACCCACCGCCCAGUCUGCUUCCCUGCCUCAAACCCCAGGGAGACAGAAAUUACCUAAAAAUGCAUAUCAUUGCCUUAUGCCAAGAUGAUUCAAAUAAGCCUGAGAAAGAGAGGCCAGCGCUAAAUACAGACUUGGCAGAACUACUUCACCCAGUAAACAUCUAAUCAGCACCUGCAGGAUCCUCAUUCUGCCCUUCUGGGCAGAGCACCACGAACUUUCCCUGAGUUAUUUUCUACCAACAAUUUAGAAUGAAUUGCUCGUGAAGUAGAAAUGAGGGGAAAAGCAACUAAUGGUGGUAGAACAAAGUAAUUUUUACAAUUAAAAGAAGUAGCUGCCAGAUGACAGAACAAAGUAGAGGACGGGAAAAUAAAUCAUUUUCAGGGAAAAAAUAUAUCUAUGACUAAUGGUUGUGAUUAUGUUUUUGUCGAUUGUGAUCCUGAAACUCAGGAAGCAAAUGGCAAUCUUGACCACAACAUGGAGACAGGAAAUCAAAUGCAUUUUUGGCUAAACCAGACUUGGGGGAAGUGGCUUGGUUUGCGUGGUUUCUCAUGUAGGUGCAGCUGUGCUUUUCUGUGGUUUUUCUCACACGGGAAGUGAGAGGCACAGUGAGCUGUAUUCACACUGGAUUUAAAAGCCCUGUUCUUAGAGAGGAAAAAACCAGGCCUCCUCACAGACUGCCAAGUCCCAGAGCCCACCAUGUCUGCUCUCAAGACACAGGCCUGUCCAGAGCCCCUGCUGAGGGAAACCCACCCAGGCCACUUUUCCCCACAGGUGGCCCUGCUUGGUACCUGUGCCCCCACCCCCCAGCCAUGGUAUAUUGAACCAGGAGGAGGCACCCAGCCCAAGGCCAGCCAAUCAGAGCACUGGCUAGUAGCCCAGGAGGUGUCCCUGCACAGAAGAUCUCCUCAGAGAGGACCGAUGGUGAGUCGGCCGCUCUUGAUUCUCAAUGAAACUCAGAACCGCUCAAGUGAAAUGACCACUCAAAGAACAAUUUCUCAACAAAGUGGAUUUAUAUAGGACAAAAUAGGCAUAAAAGUAUGAAAUGUUUUGUGCACAAAGGCCUAGAUUUGAGACAAGAGCUGAUGUGGCCUGAAGAUCUGUGAGUGGGACUGCUUGGGAGGCCAUGUUCCUUCUCAGGCCAGAGAAAGGUCCUGGUCUCCUGGCUUCAGUCUUUCAUUCCCUAACCUCCCUUUGAAUGUUAGUUACCUAUUCCCACAUAACAAAGUGCCCCAAAACUUAAUGGCAUAAAACAAGCAUGGACAUUGUUAGUUCACCCAGUUCUGUGGGGCAGGAAAGCGGGUCUCUCAUGAGGCUACAGUCAAGAUGUCAGCCGAGGUGACAGUGAAGAUAUCAACCAAGGCUGCAGCCGGUUGAAGGCCUCACUGGAUUUGGAGAAUAUUAUUGAUUAAAUUGCGUCUUCCCCAAAAAAGAUACGUUGUAGUCCUAACCCCCAAUAGCUCAGAAUGUGGCCUUAUUUGGAAAUAGGGUCUUUGCAGAUGCAAUGAAGAUAUAAGUUAAAAUGAGAUCACACUAGAGUAACUGGGCCCUUAAUCCAAUAUGACAUGUCCUUAUCAGAAGAGGAGAAGACACACACACAGGGAGAAGAUGACCAUGUGACAACAGGGGCAGAGAUCACAGGGAUGCCUCUACUAGACAAGGCACACCAGAAAUUGCUUGCCAACAAACACCAGAAAUUAGAAGAGGCAAGAAACAACUCCCCACACACAACCCACCCCUGCAGGUUUCAGAAGAAGCAUGGCUCUGCCAACACCUUGAUUUUGGAUUUCCAGCUUCCACAACUAUGAGACAAUAAGUUUCUGUUGUUUGAAGCCACCCAGUUCAGGGUACUUUGAUAUGGCAGACCUAGGAAACAAAUACAGAGGAUCACUUGCAAAAUGGCCCAUUCACACAGCUGGCACGUUGGUGCUGGCUGCUAGCAAAAGGUCUCAGCUCCUCACCACUUGGGUCUUUCCAUAGGGAUAGCUGAGUGUCCUCAUGAUGUGGCCCCUGGCUUCCCCUGAAGCAAAUGAUCCAAGAGAGCACAGGUGGAGCCAUGAUGUCUUUUAUUAACUAGUCUCAGAAGUCACACUGCAUCAUUUGGCACCAUCUUAUUGAGUUACACAGGUCAGCCCUGCUCCCUAUGGAAAGAGACAGAGGGUGUUAGAUGCCCAGAGGUGAACCUCAUUGGGUACCAUCCUGCAGGUGGGCUGCCACUCUGCUCAAUCCAAAUCACAGCUCUCCCGUUUCUCACCUCCCAACAGUUGCUGUUCCUCAGGCCAAAGUUCACAUUCUGCACAGCCUCAGCUCCGCCUGACCUCUGAGCUCACAUGAUGGCCCUUACUGUGAACCUGGGUUUCUGGUCCAGCCAUAGCUACUUCUUUAAGCUCCUCCAGUGUGCUGAGCACAGUCUGGCCCCUGUACUGUUGUCUGCUUGAAAUGGCGUCUUCUGAUGAACACUCAUCCAUCCUUCAAGGUCUACUCUCUCAUCACAGCUUGUGACUCUUCCACUUUUUGAACUGGUGUUUCCCAUUCCCAGUUCACAGAGCCCUUUCUCAUUGAACUAUUUAUCUGAGUUCCCUCUGCCGGAACAUGAGCCAUGCCUAGAGUAGCCACCUAGUAGUGAGUGACAGCUCUGUGCUGGAUGCACAUAAAUGGUCUCCCUUAACUGCCAUGAGCCCUAAAGAAGGUUUGCUACAGCUAUUUUACAGAUGGGGAAAACUGACAGAGAGAUAUUAAUGAAUUGCCCACAUGCAAAUAUGUGCUGAGUCUUGGAUUUGCAUCUUUAUCGUGACUCCACGGAGACCCACCCUCUAAGACCAGAGCCAGUGUCCUAUUCAUCUUUUGUCUCUGCAGCGUUCAGCAUGGCACUGUCUUGGCUUACAAAAUCUGCUCUAUGCUUGCUGACUGCUGAAUGAAUGAAUGAAUGAAUAGGUAGUCACAAAGAAUGUUUAGAAUGUUUCUCAGACAGGCUGAGAAAAAACACAACGAAACAUUAUUUCCGUUUGGAAAGUUUUUUUAUUUUUGUGUUCAGUACUGAAGUAAAACAAAAAUCUGAAUAACAGCUGCACCGUUAAAAAUGAAAUUACCAAUAUAUGAACUCUAGGCAUCAUGCAUAUAUAAUUUUUUGUAGAUAACUUUUCUUCUCAUUUUCCUUCUCAUUCUCUUCAUCUUUUUCUUUUUGUUUGAGCAAAAAAAAAAAAGAAUAUAUUAACUCGUAACUGGGGAGUCUAAGAAUAAAUUCUCUUCAGCCAUUGCUGAAUCUAGGGGCUCAAAUGGUGUCUCUGGACACAGUAUCACACUCUACUCUGCACUCUUCUUUAUCAUUUUCUCCCACAGACAGACUCUCGUGUAGUUGCAACAAUGGCCAUGACUUCUAGGCUUCAUCUGCCCCUCUCAGCAGCUCUAGAGAAGAAGCUCCUCUUUUUACACAGUCCCUAAUUAAAGUCUCAGAGAUGAACAACCUGGGCUCUUGCUUAGGGCACGUGCCCAUCCUGAAUCAAUGAUCGGCCAGAGAGCUGUGAUAUUCUUUUGUUUUUUUGAGAUGGAGUCUUGCUCUGUCGCCCGGGCAGGAGUGCAAUGGCAUGAUCUCGGCUCACUGCAAGCUCUGCCUCCCGAGUUCAAGCGAUUCUCCUGCCUCAGCCUUCCGAGUAGCUGGGACUACAGGCACGUGCCACCACGCCCAGCUAAUUUUUUGUAUUUUUAUAGAGACAGGGUUUCACCAUGUUAGCCAGGAUGGCCUCGAUCUCCUGACCUCAUGAUCUGCCUGCCUCAGCCUCCCAAAGUGCUGGGAUUACAGGCGUGAGCCACCGUACCCGGCCAGGGCUGUGAUAUUCUGAUCAGCCAGCACUGAGUCACAUGGCCACUAUUAGGGUGAGGGAUGAUAGGCUUAGCUCUGACCUGAAAUUCAUGGAUUGAGGGGUGGGGACUGUUUCCCAGGGGAACACUGGGACAGCGUUACCAGGGGAAGGGGAGUGGGAUAUAGUUGGGCCAAAACAGUAAAUGUCCACGAGGCUUUUUUCCUCUGAGCAGAAAUUUCACUGUGAUGCCAGUCAGGUAUUGCUGCCGUAAGGGCCAUAGCAGGAGGGAGACUGCAAAUCUUGAUUGAGGAGAUCUUAAGAACAGAGUGAUUUACACAGCUGUGGGCAGGAUGUAGGGGAACCCAGAAAGGAUAAUGCACUACCCAGCGGCCAGCGACAGCAGGAGCUAUGAGCACCCCAGGCCUGAAGGUGUGAAGGGCUGAAAUGGUUACCAGAAGCAGGAGAGGGAAGCUUAUGGAGAGAGCAGGCUGGCGGGAGCAGGGGCUGUGAGAGAGACAGCCAGACCGUAGCGGUGUGACAGGCAGAGAGCCAGGCGAUCCAUAUCCUGUCUCCUCUCUCUUCUCCGCUCCUGACUCCUGCUGCGGCCUCCCACUGGCUGGACCCAACAGGAAAGCAGAGGAUAAGAGAAUCUGGUUGGUGCUAUCUAGAAGUCAGUGUUGGGGAGGUCACAGAACAGAAUGGAGAGGGGUAGAGUAUGCAGGGAAGAUAAAUGCAGCCCUGGCAUGGUUCUUCCAGAACAUUCUGCAAGCUCAUGGACCAGUUCAUUUGAGAAGAAAUAGAGGAGUUAGGGGAGAGAGAAGCUUCUUAAUGAAAAUAACCUUGGUAGCUAGUCUCAAGAUUAGCCCCCAGUGCUCCCCACCUGCUGGUAUCCGUUGUACAACACUUCCCACAUUUUUCUGGGGUCGUUUUGUGUAACCAAUAAAAUAUGGCAGAUGCGAUGGCAUGUUACUUCUGAAAUUGGGUUAUAAAAGGUACUGCAGACCGGGCACGGUGGCUUACGCCUGUAAUCCCAGCACUUUGGGAGGCCAAGCCUGGCGGAUCACAAGGUUAGGAGUUCAAGACCAGUCUGGCCAAUAUGGUGAAACCCUGUCUCUAUUGAAAAUACAAAAAUUAGCCGGCAUGGUGGCACACGCCUGUAGUCCCAGCUAGUCGGGAGGCUGAGGCAGAAGAAUCGCUUGAACCCGGGAGGCGGAGGUUACAAUGAGCUGAGAUAGCACCACUGCACUCCAGUCUGGGCAACAGAGCGACACUCCGUCUCCAAAAAAAAAAGAUACUGCAGCUUCUAUCUUGGUUGCUCACUUGCUAUCUUGGGUCCCUCCCUCUGGGGAAAGCCAGUUGCCAUCUCCCAAGGAUCCCUAUGGACAGACCCAUUUGGCAAGGAACAGCCACCAGCUAGCUGCAUGAGCGAGCCAUGUUGGAAGUGGGUCCUCCAGCUGCAGUCAAGCUUCCAGAUGACCACUGCCCUGGGAAACGACUGCAACCUCAUGAGAGACCCUGAGCCGGAACCACCCCACAAAGUCACUCUUGAUUUCCUAAGUCUCAGAAACUAUAAAAUAUAAAUGUGUGUUGUUUUAAAAUCCUAGGUUUUGAGGUAAUUUAUUAUACAGCAAUAGAAAACUAAUACAAUAGUCUUGCUACCAGCACCUUAAUCUCCCACAUCCAAGUUAAAAUUCAUCCAACACUCAAUCUCCCAGCUAUCCUGACUGCUCCUAUACAGGUAUCUCUCCCACUAUAUAUAUAUCAAGUGCUAUUAGUGGCUAUUAUUUGUUGGGUUACACAAAGCCAGAAAUCAUCUACAUCUACUCUCUUUUCUUCUGGUUUUGAAUAGCAAAAUGCAACAGGGAGAUGUUCUCAGAUAGAGGGAGAACAACAAAAAGAAGGGUCCAUGCUGAACAAACUUGUUUGCUUUGAAAUCGGAAGUUCUAGAGGAGGUAUUCUGACAGUGGCCAGGAAAACCUCCUGCCCGCAGAAUUUUGUCUAAUCCACCCCAGACAGAGUUAUCCAACAGCCUGGUAUGGUGCAGACCAGGGGCUCUCGAAAGGUGGGCUCCAGGCAGCAGCACCAGUAGCACCUGGGAAAUUGUUGGAAAUGCAAAUUCUUGGGCUCCACCCCAGAUCAACUUAAUCGGACUCUCUGGGAGUAGGGCCCAUCAAUCUGUGUUUAACAAGUCCUCCAGGUGAUUCCGAUCCUAAUCAAGUGUGAGCCCACUGUCUAAUGCGGUGCAUACCAAAGCAGGUGCACGGGUCUUAAUCAUCACCUCAGUCCUCUGAAACAGGCAAGUGUGUCCAUUUUACAGAAGAAGGAACUAAGGCCUGGAAGGCAAGUCCUUGCCUGAGACUAAACAGAAUCCCAGCAACAUAGGACGAGGCUGGAAUUCCCACACCUGGACUAAUGCACAGCCAGUGUUUCAACGUCGCCAACCCAGAAAUGUUUUCUCUCCCUGUCAUGCUAAUUUUCAGCCCUUUCUGGGUGACUUGUUCAUCAUCCAAAUAUAUUAUUUUUGUUUUGUUUGACUAAAGGCAAUUAUAUUUACAUUUUCUCUAAGUACUGGAAUGUAAUGGUUGAAAUUCCUAUUCAGUGAUCUGGAAGAACUCUAAUGUUCUAAAGUGAUUCUUUGAUAAUUAAAGAAAGAUGUAAUUAUGUAUAA
Molecule: messenger RNA, 10586 nt
Organism: Homo sapiens (human)
Lineage: Eukaryota; Metazoa; Chordata; Mammalia; Primates; Hominidae
Gene: BTD
Product: biotinidase
Exons: 7
Coding region: 789-2360 (523 amino acids)
Cellular component (GO): extracellular region
Molecular function (GO): hydrolase activity, acting on carbon-nitrogen (but not peptide) bonds, in linear amides; biotinidase activity
Source: RefSeq, marked reviewed